Molecule: messenger RNA, 2059 nt
Organism: Apodemus sylvaticus (European woodmouse)
Lineage: Eukaryota; Metazoa; Chordata; Mammalia; Rodentia; Muridae
Gene: Irf2
Product: interferon regulatory factor 2
Exons: 12
Coding region: 205-1506 (433 amino acids)
Biological process (GO): regulation of transcription by RNA polymerase II; immune system process
Cellular component (GO): nucleus
Molecular function (GO): DNA-binding transcription factor activity, RNA polymerase II-specific; RNA polymerase II cis-regulatory region sequence-specific DNA binding
Source: RefSeq, a predicted model, not a curated record
GCCUCGGCUCCUCGCAGUUUCCUCUCCUUGUUUUGCUUUCGAUCUGGACUGUUCUCAGGCAAGCCGGGGACUAACUUUUAGUUUUGCUCCUGCGAUUAUUCAACUGACGGGCUUUCAUUUCCAUUUCAUACACCUUAACAACACUCACACCUUGCGGGAUUGUAUUGGUAGCGUGAAAAAAAAAAGCACACUGAGAGACGGAAAAUGCCGGGGUUCAUAAAUAUUAAUACCGAUUUUUGGAGGAAGAGUCGGCGCAGUUAUGGAUCAUCUGAUUUUAGGGGAAGCAGGGGUCUGCUGCUGUUGCCGCUGAUGCGAAGAGGUGGUUCCAUGGACACAGAUCUGCUCUGUGUGAUUCUGCGCUCCAGGUGUCGUGCGUUGUGGGUACAGGGUACCAUGCCGGUGGAACGGAUGCGAAUGCGCCCGUGGCUGGAGGAGCAGAUAAACUCAAAUACGAUACCAGGGCUAAAGUGGUUGAACAAGGAGAAGAAGAUUUUCCAGAUCCCCUGGAUGCAUGCAGCUAGGCACGGGUGGGAUGUGGAAAAGGAUGCUCCACUCUUCAGAAACUGGGCCAUCCAUACAGGAAAGCAUCAACCAGGAGUAGAUAAACCAGAUCCAAAAACAUGGAAAGCAAAUUUUCGAUGUGCCAUGAAUUCCUUGCCUGACAUUGAGGAGGUGAAGGACAGAAGCAUAAAGAAAGGAAACAACGCCUUCAGAGUCUACCGGAUGCUGCCCUUAUCUGAACGGCCUUCCAAGAAAGGAAAGAAACCAAAGACAGAAAAAGAAGAGAGAGUUAAGCACAUCAAGCAAGAACCAGUUGAGUCAUCUUUGGGGCUUAGUAAUGGAGUGAGUGGCUUUUCUCCUGAGUAUGCGGUCCUGACUUCAGCUAUAAAAAAUGAAGUGGAUAGUACGGUGAACAUCAUAGUUGUAGGACAGUCCCAUCUGGACAGCAACAUCGAAGAUCAAGAGAUCGUCACUAACCCACCAGACAUCUGUCAGGUUGUAGAAGUGACCACUGAGAGUGAUGACCAGCCAGUCAGCAUGAGUGAACUCUACCCUUUACAGAUUUCUCCUGUGUCUUCCUAUGCAGCAGAGUACUCCGUGGGAUCCCAGGCUGUAGUCUCAUUUGACUGUCAAAGGACCUGCCAGAGAGAAAGCGAAACUACCGACAGUGUGCCCAGUGAUGAGGAAAAUGCAGAGGGGAGACCACACUGGCGGAAGAGAAACGUCGAAGGCAAGCAGUACCUCAGCAACAUGGGGACACGAAACACGUAUCUGCUGCCCAGCAUGGCAACCUUCGUCACUUCCAACAAGCCAGAUCUGCAAGUCACCAUCAAAGAGGAGAGCUGUCCGAUGCCUUACAACAGCUCCUGGCCCCCAUUUACAGACAUCUCCCUUCCUGCCCCAGUGACCCCCACGUCCAGCAGCAGUCGGCCAGACCGGGAGACCCGGGCCAGCGUCAUCAAGAAGACAUCUGAUAUCACCCAGGCCCGUGUCAAGAGCUGUUAAGCCUUUGACUCUUCCUGGUGGUUGUUGGGUUUUCUUAGCUUUGUGUUGUUAUUUGUUUGUAUUUUAUUUUUUUCCCUCUAUGAUACCUAUCUUAGACAAAUCUAAGGGGAAAAGCCUUGACAAUAGAAUAUUGAUUGCUGUGUCCGACUCCAGAGCUGGAACGUCUUCUUAACUCAGGACUCCAGCCCCCCUCCCCCCUCGGUAGAUGCGUAUUUCUAGAACCUGCUGGAUCUGCCAGGGCUACUCCCUCAAGUUUCAAGGACCAACAGCCACACGGGCAGUGGAGGUGCUGCGUUGCCUACAGUCAAGGCCAGCAUGGUGGAGUGGAUGCCUCGGAACGGAGGAGAAAAUGUGAACUAGCUGGAAUUUUUUAUUCUUGUGAAUAUGUACAUAGGGCAGUAUGAGCUGUGUCGCGGUCUGCUUCUGCACCUUAUCUUGAAGCACUUACAGUAGGCCUUCUUGUAAUCUUGCUCUCUUCACGGCACACUUGGCAUCCCCUUCUGUGUCUAUUACCCCACGACCCACCCCUCCAUCCUAGCCCUGCACUCACCCC